Molecule: messenger RNA, 6636 nt
Organism: Acanthosepion pharaonis
Lineage: Eukaryota; Metazoa; Mollusca; Cephalopoda; Sepiida; Sepiidae
Source: the annotation of a GenBank genome assembly
AUGUUCUUUCUUUCAUUAACGGUUAGUUUUCUUUCUUUCUUUCUUUGUUUAUAUCAUUCAUUCAUUCUUUCUUUCCUUCUUUCUUUCUGUCAGUUUGUUUUUGUUUCUUUCUUUCUUUCCUUCUUUCUUUUUCAUUCUUUCUUUUUCCUUCUUUCUUUCUUCAGGUUUCAUUCAUGUUCUUUCUUUUUCUUUAACUGGUUUCAUUUUCUUUCUUUCUUUCUUUUGUUUGUUUCUUUCAUUCAUUCAUUCAUUCAUUCUUUCUUUCCUUCUUUAUUUCUGUCAGGUUUCAUGUUCUUUCUUUCAUUAACGUCUUUCUUUUGUUUAUUGGUUUCUUCCUUUUCAUUGAUAUCUUUUAGUCUUUCUUUUUGUUUUUCUUUUCUUUUUUUGGGGCUGAUAUCUUUUAGUCUUUCUUUUUGUUUCCUUGGUUCUUCCUUUUUGGUCUUUGGGGUUUAUAUUUUUGUUUAUUGGUUCUUCCUUUUGGGCUUGAUAUCUUUUAGUCUUUCUUUUGUUUAUUGGUUUCUUCCUUUUUUGGGGCUGAUAUCUUUUAGUCUUUCUUUUGUUUAUUGGUUCUUUUUUUUUAUCUUUCUUUUUAGUCUUUCUCUUUGUUUAUUGUCUUUUUUUUUUUUGGUUCUUCCUUUUUUGGGGCUGAUAUUUUUUAGUCUUUCUUUUGUUUAUUGGUUCUUCCUUUUGGGGCUGAUAUCUUUUAGUCUUUCUUUUUUGUUUAUUGGUUUCUUCCUUUUGAUAUCUUUUCUUUUUUCUUUUUCUUUCUUUUGUUUAUUGGUUUUCUUCCUUUUGGGGCUGAUAUCAUUUUUUAGUCUUUCUUUUGUUUAUUGGUUCUUCCUUUUUUUCUUUCUUUUGAUUGGUUCUUCUUUUAGUCUUUUAGUCUUUCUUUUGUUUAUUGGUUCUUCCUUUUUUGUUUUUUUCUUGAUAUCUUUUAGUCUUUCUUUUUGUUUAUUGGUUCUUCCUUUGGUUUCUUCAUCUUUUUCUUUUUCUUUCUUUUUUUGUUUCUUCCUUUUUGGGUCUUUCUUUUUGUUUUUGGUUCUUCCUUUUGGGGCUGAUAUCUUUUUAGUCUUUCUUUUUGUUUAUUUUCUUCCUUUUGGGUCUUUCUUUUUGUUUAUUGGUUUUUCUUUCUUUUUGGGGCUGAUAUCUUUUAGUCUUUCUUUUUUGUUUCUUUUGUUUCUUUCUUUUUUGUUCAUUGGUUCAUUCUUUCCUUUUCUUUCUUUUGUCAUAUCUUUUAGUCUUUCUUUUGUUUAUUGGUUCUUCCUUUUGGGGCUGAUAUCUUUUAUUAUCUUUUUUUCUUUCUUGAUUUCAUUGGUUUUCUUUUCUUUUAAUUUCUUUGUUUCUUUGGUUCUUCUUUCUUUGUUUUUUUUCAUUGAUAUCUUUUAUCUUUCUUUUUUUUAUUGGUUCUUCCUUUUGGGGCUGAUAUCUUUUAGUCUUUCUUUUGUCUUUGGUUCUUCCUUUUGUCUUUCUUUUGUUUUUGGUUUUGUUUUCCUUUUCUUUCUUUAUCUUUUUAGUCUUUCUUUUGUUUAUUGGUUCUUCCUUUUGGGGCUGAUAUCUUUUAGUCUUUCUUUUUCUUUCUUUUUGUUUUUGGUUCUUCCUUUGGGGCUGAUAUCUUUUAGUCUUUCUUCUUUUUUUUAUUGGUUCUUCCUUUUUGGGGCUUCUUUUCUUUUUGUUUUUUGUUUGUUUUUCUUUUUUGGGGCUGAUCUUUUUCUUUCAUUAGUCUUUCUUUUGUUUAUUGGUUCUUUCUUUUUGUUUAUUGUCUUUCUUUUUGUUUAUUGGUUCUUCCUUUUUUGGGCUGAGUUUAUCUUUUUAGUCUUUCUUUUUGUUUAUUGGUUCUUCCUUUUGGGGCUGAUAUCUUUUAGUCUUUCUUUGUUUAUUGUCUUUCUUUUGUUUAUUGGUUCUUCCUUUUCUUUCUUGACAUCUUUUAGUCUUUUUCUUUUGUUUCUUUGGUUCUUUUGUUUUUUGGGGCUUUCUUUUUCUUUCUUUUUAGUCUUUCUUUGUUUAUUGGUUCUUCCUUUUGGGGCUGACAUCUUUCUUUCUUUCAUGUUCUUCCUUUUUUGUUUUUGUUUCUUCUUUUUUGGGGCUUGGUUUCUUCAUCUUUUAGUCUUUCUUUUGUUUCUUCUUUCUUCCUUUUGGGGCUUUCAUCUUUUAGUCUUUCUUUUUUUCUUUCUUUUUUUGUGGUUUCUUUCUUCCUUUUGUUUAUUGUUCUUCAUUUUUAGUCUUUCUUUUUUUUUAUUGGUUCUUUCUUUUUUGGGGCUGAUAUCUUUUAGUCUUUUUUUUGUUUAUUGGUUCUUUCUUUUUUUUGGGUUUGAUAUCUUUUCUUUCUUUCUUUUUUCUUUCUUUUUGUUUAUUGGUUUCUUCCUUUUGGGGCUGAUAUCUUUUUCUUUCUUUUUUGUUUCUUUGGUUCUUCUUUUUGGGGCUGAUAUCUUUUAUCUCUCUUUUGUUUAUUGGUUCUUCCUUUUUGGGGCUGAUAGUUUUAGUCUUUCUUUUGUUUAUUGGUUCUUCCUUUUGGGGCUGACAUCUUUUAGUCUUUCUUUUUGUUUAUUGUCUUUCUUUUUUGUUUAUUGGUUCUUCAUUUUUUCUUUCCUUCUUUCUUUUGAUAUCUUUUGUUUUAUUCUUUCUUUUUUCUUUCUUUUGUUUAUUGGUUCUUCCUUUUUUCUUUUUGAUAUCUUUUUAGUCUUUCUUUUUUGUUUUUUUCUGAUAUCUUUUUUUUUGUUUUUGGGGCUUUUGUUAUCUUUUAGUCUUUUUUUUUGUUUUCUUGGUUCUUCCUUUUUCUUUAUUUUUAGUCUUUCUUUUGUUCUUUGUCUUUUAUUUUUGUUUGUUUGUUUUUUCUUCCUUUUGGGGCUGAUAUCUUUUAGUCUUUCUUUUGUUUAUUGGUUCUUCCUUUUUUCAGGUUUGAUAUCUUUUCUUUGUUUUCUUUUGUUUUUGUUUCUUCCUUUUGGGGCUGAUCAUCUUUUAGUCUUUUUUUUUUUGUUUAUUGGUUCUUCUUUUUUUUUUGACUUUUCUUUUAGUCUUUCUUUUGUUUAUUGGUUCUUCUUUUUCUUUGUUGAUAUCAUUUUUAGUCUUUUUUUUUUUUUCUUGGUUCUUCCUUUUGGGUCUUCUUUCUUUCUUUUAGUUUGUUUCUUUUCUUUUGUUUAUUGGUUUCUUUUCUUUCUUGACUUAUUUUUCUUUUUUUUCUUUCUUUUUUGUUUCUUUGUUUUCUUCCUUUUGGGGCUGAUAUCUUUUAGUCUUUCUCUUUUGUUUAUUGGUUCUUUCUUUUGGGGCUUUUCAUUUUUAGUUUUUUCUUUUGUUUUUUGGUAUCAUUUUCUUCAGUCUUUCUUUUCCUUGGUUCUUUCUUUUUGUUUUGACAUUUUUAGUCUUUCUUUUGUUUUGGUUAACCUUUUGGGGCUGACAUCUUUUUCUUUUUUUUUUCUUUUGUCUUUGUUUUCUUUCUUUUUGUUUUUUGGUUCUUUCUUUUUUUUGGGGUUGAUUUCUUUUAGUCUUUCUUUUGUUUUUGUUCUUCCUUUUCAUUCUGACAUCUUUUUCUUUCUUUCUUUUUUUUUUCUUCCUUUUGGGGUGACAUUCCUUUCUUUCAUUUUUUUUCUUUUUGUUUUUUCUUUUAUUUGUCUUUCUUUUGUUUAUUGGUUCUUUCUUUUGGGUUUGACAUCUUUUUUCUUUUUCUUUUUGUUUUUUUUCUUUUUUGUUUCUUUUCUUUUCUUUUUUUUUUGUUUUUUUUUUCCUUCUUUCUUCCUUUUUGGGCUGACAUUUUUUGUUCUUUCUUUUCAUUUUUUCUUUUUUGACAUCUUUCUUUCUUUUGUUUAUUUGUUAUCUUUAUUGACAUCUUUUAGUCUUUUUUUUAUUGGUUCUUCCUUUUGGUUAGUUUUGAUGUUCUUUCUUUCUUUCUUUUGUUUAUUGUCUUUCUUUUGUUUAUUGGUUCUUCCUUUUGGGCUGACAUUUUUUAUUCUUUCUUUUUUCUUUGGUUCUUCCUUUUGGGGCUUCUUUUUUUUAGUCUUUCUUUUGUUUUUGGUUUCUUUCUUUUUGGGGCUUUAUAUCAUUCAUUUUUUUGUUUAUUGGUUCUUCCUUUCUGUCAGUCUUUCUUUUCCUUCUUUCUUUCUUUUGUCUUUCUUUUGUUUAUUCUUUUCUUCUUUUGUUUUUGUUCUUCCUUUUCAUAUCUUUUUUUCUUUCUUUGUUUAUUGGUUCUUCCUUUUUGGGGCUGACAUCUUUUUCUUUCUGUUUCUUUUUAACAUUGUCAUUACCUUUUCUUUUUUCUUUCUUUCUUUGUUUAUAGGUUUCUUUUGGGGUGACAUCUUUUGGUCUUUCUUUUUGUUUAUUGGUUCUUCCUUUUCUUUCUUGACAUCUUUUAUCUCUUUUUUUUUUUGUUUUUUCUUUCCUUCCUUCUUUCUUUCUGUCUUUCUUUCAUGUUCUUUCUUUUUCUUUCUUAGUUUUUCUUUUUUCUUUCUUUCUUUUAUGUUUCAUCUUUCUUUCUUUCCUUCUUUCUUUCUUUUUUUGUUUCUUUCUUUCUUUGUUUAUAUCAUUCAUUCUUUCUUUCUUUCUUUUCUUUCUUUCUUCAGUUUUGUUUCUUUCUUUCUUUUUGUUUAUAUCAUUCAUUCAUUCUUUCUUUUCUUUUGUUUCUUUUCUUUUCUUUCAUAUUUUUUAUUUCUUCUUUUUUGUUUACAGUUGUUUUCUUUCUUUUCUUUCUUUGAUUUCUUUCAUUCUUUUUUUUUUUCUUUCUUUCUUUCUGUCAGGUUUCAUGUUCUUUUUCUUUCUUUCUUUUUUUGUUUAUGUUCUUUCUUUCUUUUUCUCUUUCUUUUUUUUAUUUUGUUCAUUCAUUCAUUCUUUUCUUUUUUCUUUCCUUCUUUCUUUCUUUUUCAUUUCUUUUCUUUCUUUCCUUCUUUCUUUCUGUCAUCUUUCAUAUUCUUUCUUUCAUUAACGGAUUUUUUCUUUCUUUCUUUCUUUUUUCUUUUCUUUCUUUCUUCUUUUUUAUAUCAUUCAUUUUUCUUUUCUUUCCUUCUUUCUUUUUCUUGUCAGGUUUCAUGUUCUUUCUUUCUUUUGUUUUGUUUCUUUCUCUUUGUUUCUUUGUUUUAUUCUUUCUUUCUUUGUUUUUCUUCUUUCUUCCUUGUCAGGUUUCUUGUUUUCUUUCUUUCAUUUUUGUUUAUUGGUUUUCUUUUUUUUUCAUUUUUUUUUCUUUUUUUUCUUUAUUUUCUUUCUUUCUUUCUUUUGUUUCUUUAUUUCUUUCUUUUUUGUUUCUUUUUGUUUUCUUUCUUUGGGGCUGAUAUCUUUUUCUUUCUUUUUUUUUCAUUCUUUCUUUCUUUCCUUUUGCGUUUUUCUUUCUUUCUUUUUUCUUUCUUUUUCUUUCUUUCUUUCUUUCUUUAUGUCAUUUUCUGUCUUCUUUCUUUUUUUCUUUAUUUUUCUUUCUUUUCAUUCUUUCUUUCAUUCUUUCUUUCUUUGUUUCUUUCUUUCAAAAUGUUUUUCCAUAUUCUUUCUUUCACUUUUCUUUUUUUCUUUCAUUUCAUCUUUCUUUUUCAUUUUUCUUUUCAUUCUUUCUUUCAGGCUUCUAGGUUCCCUUUUUCUUUUCAUGUUUCUUUCUUUCUUUUCUUUCUUUUCUUUCUUUUCUUUCUUUCAUUUUCUUCUUUCUUUAUUUCAUUUUCUUUGCUUUUUCUUUCUUUUUUCAUUUUUUCUUUCAUUUUUCUUUUAUUUGUUUUUCUUUUGCUUUUCUUUCUUUCUUCUUUCUUUUAUUUUUUUUUCAUCUUUUUCUUUCUUUCUUUCUUUCAUUUUUUCUUUCUUUUUUUUCAUUUUUCAUUUUUUUCUUAUAUUUCUUUUUCAUUUCAUUUCUUUCUUUCCCAUUUUCUUUCUUUCUUUCUUUCUUUCUUUUUCAGCAUUAGUUUUUUUUUCUUUUUUAUUCUUUUUUUCAUUUCAUUUUCAUUUUCUUUCUUUUCUUUCUUUCAUUAUUUUUAUGUUUUUCUUUCUUUCUUUAUUCUUUUUUUUUCAUUUUUCUUUCUUUUCUUUCUUAAACUCUUUCUUUCUUUCUUUCUUUUUUUUGUUUCUUUUCUUUCUUUCUUUCACUCUGAUUUCUUUCUUUCUUUUUUUCUCUUCAUUUUUUCAUUUGUUCUUUGUUUCAUUUCUUCAUGUUCUUUCUUAAAACUCUUCAUGUUCUUUCUUUCUUUUCUUUUCUUUUCUUUUCUUUCUUUCUUUUUUCUUUCUUUUCUUCUUUCUUUCUUUCUUUGUUCUUUCUUUCAUUUCUUGUUCUUUCUUUCUUUCUUUCUUUCACUCUCAUGUUCUUUCUUUCUUUCUUAUAUUUCUUUCUUUCUUCACUUUCUCAUAUUUCUUUCUUUCUUUUUCUUUCUCUCAUUCUUUUUCUUCCUUUCUUUCUUUCUUCAUGUUUUUUUCUUUCUUUCUUUCAUUCUUCAUUUUUUCUUUUCUUUCUUAAACUCUUCAUGUUCUUUCUUUCUCUCUCUCUCUUUCUUUCUUUUCUUUCCUUUCUUUCUUUUCACUCUCAUUCAUUUCUUUUCUUUCUUAAACAAUUCUUUUUCUUUAUUUCUUUCUUUUUCCUUUCUUCAUUUCAUAUUUUUCUUUCUUAACAAUUUUGUUCCUUUUCAUGUUCUUUCUUUCUUUCUUUCUUUCUUUCUUUCUUUCUUUCUUUCUUUCUUUCUUUCUUGA